Jaculus jaculus (lesser Egyptian jerboa) is the source of this 4246-nucleotide messenger RNA. RefSeq names its product microtubule affinity regulating kinase 2 (gene Mark2). Gene Ontology annotation, cellular component: cytoplasm. The coding region runs from base 322 to 2586 and encodes 754 amino acids. NCBI's taxonomy places the organism in Eukaryota, Metazoa, Chordata, Mammalia, Rodentia, Dipodidae. Gene Ontology annotation, biological process: microtubule cytoskeleton organization; protein phosphorylation; intracellular signal transduction. Gene Ontology annotation, molecular function: protein serine/threonine kinase activity; ATP binding; tau-protein kinase activity. The record is from RefSeq and is a predicted model, not a curated record. The transcript is spliced from 19 exons.
CCAAACCCAGUCUUCUCUCUGCUAAGGGUGGUUUCGGUUGCGACACAGUCCAGGUUCCCAGGCAGGAACCGCUUGGUCUGUCUGUUUUGCUUCUUUUCACUGAGGAGGUGGUGGAAGGUGUCGCCUGGCCUAUGCUGCCUGAGAAAGGGUGGCUGGCUGAGCCGGCAGCCCCCGCCCUAGGCCUGGCUCUUCCCGGCCUCUGUACUUUGCCCUCGCUGCCUGACAGGUUCUGCUGAAUGGAAGUCGCUGAUAGUCCUUGUCCCCUUCUUCAGCUUGCCCACCUUGGGACACCUUGAUUCCAAGCCCAGCAGUAAAUCCAACAUGCUGCGGGGCCGCAACUCAGCCACCUCUGCUGAUGAGCAGCCCCAUAUUGGCAACUACCGGCUCCUUAAGACCAUUGGCAAGGGUAACUUCGCCAAGGUGAAGUUGGCCCGGCACAUCCUGACGGGGAAAGAGGUAGCUGUGAAGAUCAUUGACAAGACUCAGCUGAACUCCUCCAGCCUUCAGAAACUAUUCCGAGAAGUAAGAAUAAUGAAGGUUUUGAAUCAUCCCAACAUAGUUAAGUUAUUUGAAGUGAUCGAGACUGAGAAGACCCUCUACCUUGUCAUGGAGUAUGCCAGUGGUGGAGAGGUAUUUGAUUACCUGGUGGCCCAUGGCAGAAUGAAAGAAAAAGAAGCUCGAGCCAAAUUCCGCCAGAUAGUGUCUGCUGUGCAGUACUGUCACCAGAAGUUUAUUGUUCAUAGAGACCUAAAGGCAGAAAACCUGCUCUUGGAUGCUGAUAUGAACAUCAAGAUUGCAGACUUUGGCUUUAGCAACGAAUUUACCUUUGGGAACAAGCUGGAUACUUUCUGUGGCAGUCCUCCCUAUGCUGCCCCAGAACUCUUCCAGGGCAAAAAAUAUGAUGGACCCGAGGUAGAUGUAUGGAGCCUAGGUGUCAUCCUCUAUACACUGGUCAGCGGAUCCCUGCCUUUUGAUGGACAGAAUCUCAAGGAGCUUCGGGAGCGGGUACUGAGGGGAAAAUACCGUAUUCCGUUCUACAUGUCCACUGACUGUGAAAACCUACUUAAGAAAUUUCUCAUUCUUAAUCCCAGCAAGAGAGGCACUUUAGAGCAAAUUAUGAAAGAUCGAUGGAUGAAUGUGGGGCACGAAGACGAUGAACUGAAGCCUUAUGUGGAGCCACUCCCAGACUACAAGGACCCCAGGCGGACAGAGUUGAUGGUGUCCAUGGGUUAUACACGGGAAGAGAUCCAGGACUCACUGGUGGGUCAGAGGUACAACGAGGUGAUGGCCACAUAUCUGCUUCUGGGCUACAAGAGCUCUGAGCUGGAAGGUGACACCAUUACCUUGAAAGCCCGGCCUUCAGCUGAUCUGAGCAACAGCAGUGCCCCAUCCCCAUCUCACAAGGUACAGCGCAGUGUCUCUGCCAACCCCAAGCAGCGGCGCUCCAGCGACCAAGCCGUUCCUGCCAUUCCCACCUCUAAUUCCUACUCCAAGAAGACUCAGUGUAACAAUGCAGAAAAUAAGCGGCCUGAGGAGGAACGGGAGACAGGGCGGAAAGCCAGCAGCACCGCCAAAGUGCCUGCCAGCCCCCUGCCUGGCCUGGAAAGGAAGAAAACCACCCCUACCCCAUCCACGAACAGCGUCCUCUCCACCAGCACAAACCGAAGCAGGAACUCCCCACUUUUAGAGAGGUCCAGCCUUGGCCAGGCCUCCAUCCAGAACGGUAAAGACAGCCUAACCAUGCCAGGGUCUCGGGCCUCCACGGCUUCUGCUUCUGCCGCAGUCUCUGCGGCCCGGCCCCGCCAGCACCAGAAAUCCAUGUCGGCCUCUGUGCACCCCAACAAGACCUCUGGGUUGCCCCCCACGGAGAGUAACUGUGAGGUGCCACGGCCCAGCACAGCCCCUCAGCGUGUUCCUGUCGCCUCCCCCUCCGCCCACAACAUCAGCAGCAGUGGUGGAGCCCCAGACCGAACCAAUUUCCCCCGAGGUGUGUCCAGUCGAAGUACCUUCCAUGCUGGGCAACUCCGACAGGUGCGGGACCAGCAGAAUUUGCCCUAUGGUGUGACUCCAGCCUCUCCCUCUGGCCACAGCCAGGGCCGGCGAGGGGCCUCUGGCAGCAUUUUCAGCAAGUUCACCUCCAAGUUUGUCCGCAGAAAUCUGUCUUUCAGGUUUGCCAGAAGGAACCUGAAUGAACCUGAAAGCAAAGACCGAGUGGAGACACUCAGACCUCACAUGGUAAGCAGUGGAGUCAAUGACAAAGAAAAGGAAGAAUUUCGGGAGGCCAAGCCGCGCUCACUGCGUUUCACGUGGAGUAUGAAGACCACAAGUUCCAUGGAGCCCAAUGAGAUGAUGCGGGAGAUCCGCAAGGUGCUGGACGCAAACAGCUGCCAGAGUGAGCUGCACGAGAGAUACAUGCUGCUAUGCAUGCACGGGACACCAGGCCAUGAGAACUUUGUGCAGUGGGAGAUGGAGGUGUGCAAACUGCCCCGGCUGUCUCUCAAUGGUGUUCGGUUUAAGCGGAUAUCAGGCACCUCCAUGGCCUUCAAAAACAUUGCCUCCAAAAUAGCCAAUGAGCUGAAGCUUUAACAGGCUGCCAGGAGGGGGGCAGCAGAGACCAGCCAGUGGACUUGCUGCUGGGCCAACCCUGCAUUCCCCCUGGGAAAACUGCAGGGUGGAUUGGUGUGUCUCCCCUGCUGGCACUUGUCCUCUCCCAAGCCCUUCUCAGUUUUUUUCUUCCAUGUUUGUGGGAGAUGGGAAAUGUUUUUCCCCCCCCUCACAUUCACCCUUGCCCCAAGUUCCCCUUUCCCUCUCCCCCUACAGGAGGCAAAGGAAGGGGAGGGGUGGGGGGGUGUCAGGGCUCCCCUCGGUACUGCGGUUGCACAGAGUAUUUCGCCUAAACCAAGAAAUUUUUUAUUACCAAAAAGAAAAAAAGAAAAAAAAAAUCCCAGCGGCCACCUUUCCUCCCUGCCCCAUUGGGACAGUCGAGACUGGAUCUGUGGGGUUCCUGGGAGGGUGGCUCAGGGCUGGAACACUCUCAGGCAAGAGUGGUGGAGUUCCCUGGCAGGCCCUCCGCCAGGCCCUCUUUGGGCUCCCCCCCCUUCUCCUCCAAGUGACCCACCAGAGGUGGCCUUCCCCUGCCCUCAGGUCCUGGGUGCUGGGGCUGGGUGGGGAUGCUGCACAGCCCUGGCAAGAGGGGACAGUUGUGGGGCCUGGCUCCCUCCACACUGUGUCCUCCACCUCUCCUUUCCCAGAGCUGGGCAUUUCCUUCCACGCUGCUGUGGGGACGUUUGUCCCUCUCCUCAAAAGUCUGUGCCAUCUUCUCCGGCGAAGGCGGGGCUGAGCCCAGGGCUGGGAGAGGGGAGGGGACUGCCAGCCACUGGGCUCUCAGCCCCCAGGGAGCCGCUUGGGAACAGGGACUCAGGCUUCUCCCUUCUGGAAGAGCCUUUGUCUGAAAGCACAGCCUCUCACCAUCCCCUUCCUGCUGCUUCCCCUUCAUUGGCAUUAGUCUGGGCACCACUCUCAUCUCUCAGCCUUGCCUUUUCUUCCUGACACUGUCGCCCCUCCUCUCAGGAGACUGCUCAGGGCCUCCAUGGCCACCUGGCUGAAGGCUGGAUUGGGCGGCAGGGCUGGGAGCCUCUGCCCUACCAGGGGUGGGGGACACAUGGGUGAAGUGACUCCCCGCUUUGCUAACCUAACCUCCACGGCCAGUGUGUGAGUGGGUGGCUAUGGGCGCUUGGCUGGUGGCGGCCACUGCAUCCCUUAAUUUAUUUCUCUGCUGUUUCAGUUCUUGAGAAAUUGGGGAAGUCCUACAGAGGCUGCCCCUGCCCUCACCUGAGUUGUACAUUUUUUUUUUGUGAUGGGUUUUAUUUUUAUUAUUAUUAUUUUUGGUUUUUUUUUUUUUUUUGAUUUAUGACUCCAACCCUGUUCUUCACCCCGGCUUCCAAGCCAGGCUCAGCCACUUGUCGAGCCCUUGAGUUCCACAAAGGGGCCUCGCCAACCUCAGCCCUCCAGCCCUGUCCUCCACUGGCUUAGACCAAGGGCUCCUCCUCCCUUUCCCCUCCUACCCUAAGGAACAGCCCGGGUGCUCCAAGGGGGCCGGGAGGGCGUGGCUUGGCUCCCAAAGGGGUGAGAGCCAGGGGCACCCAGGCAAGGUAGCCCCUCCCUGCCUAGCCCCCCUUCUCUCCCACCCUGCACUUAGUUUCUCCUCUGGAUCAAACACGUAAUAAAGAGAAUGUUUGGAAUCUGA